CAGCGGCUCUCAGCGCCUGAGACGAGCACCAUUCAUCUGACCGAGGGCACACCUGGUCGGACCGAGGAGAGCAGUUUAGCCACCGAAGCAGCUCCACACAGCACCCGGGUUAAUCACUUGAGGAAUGUGGUGCCAUUAGGACGGGAGCCGAGAGCUGAAAGUUCAUAUCAACUUCAACUUUUAAGUUCAUUUUCACCAGCUUGGCGUGUGAGGAGGGACUUAUCAAGAAGGGAUCAUGGCCACAGGCGGAUUUAAGUCAAACGCUACCACAGACUUUUUGGAGGAAUGGAAGGCAAAACGGGAGAAAAUGAGAGCCAAAAUGCUGGGGGACAUUGCCGCAGCGACCGGUGCUCCCCUGGGCUCCGGUAACACAAACAGCACCAGCAACAACAGCCGCCACAGUGCUCCGCCGGGCACCGACCUCACCAACAACGGAAACCCGGACCGAAGCGCCUCCUCUGGGAACUGCCUCCCCUCCUCCUACUCGGUGACUCGGUCCUCCUCCGGCUCUGCUCUGAAGAGACCCGAGGAGGAAACGCACCACCCUGCUCACCCUCCUGCGCCCGCGGCCACCCCGGUGAGCAACCUGAAGAAGGCCCCGCCUCAGACGGAGAAGGCUCAGUGCGCUUCCACGGACUCCAGCCCCAUGGCUUUCAAUGACAGCGACAAGGAAACUCCAUCACCCAGCAAGGGCAAGGAGAAGAAGAGCAGUGGUCCCAGCGCCAGGAAGGGGAAAGGACAGAUAGAGAAGAGGAAGCUGAGGGAAAAGAGGAGAUCAACAGGUGUUGUCAGCAUACCAUCCAAUGAGAGCCUGGAUGAGCUGGACGACGAUGACGCGGGGGAGAAGGACAGGAGGGAGGAGGAGGAGCUGGUUCAGGCCAACACUUUCCAGAACGAGGCCAUGACAGCUGACCCUGCCACCGACCACUUAAUGGAUACCCCGAGAUGCAGCCGGCACAAGAGCGCUGCAGGACCAGGAUCUGAGGAGGAGGUGGGCGGGAAUAGCAGGCAACGACACAACCGUCAUGGCAGAGAUGGAGGAGCUGCAGCACAGGGAAGUCUGGAGAAAAGGAUGGAGGAGCUGGAGAGGGAGCUGGCCAGAGAGCGUCAGGAGAACGCCAGGUUGCUGAAGGCCCACCAGGACAAAGACGACCUCAUUGGGAAGCUGAAGGAAGAAAUUGACUUGCUGAACAGAGACCUGGAUGACAUUGAGGAUGAGAAUGAGCAACUCAAACAGGAGAACAAGACUCUGCUGAAGGUGGUGGGUCAGCUGACGAGGUAGAACCGCUCUGCACGGCACGGACCCGGCACAAACAAUCCAGCCUCCCCCCUGACGAGUGGACCCUCUCUCAGUUCUCUCCCUUCUCCCAACCUCCUGCCCUGGGUCAAGUCCACCAGUGUGGCCUUUUAUCUGUUUGAUUCUGUCUCUUUGUCUGUCAGAGGUGAAACUAUAAAGUAGUCGUCCUCAGAGCUUCACAGCCUUAAAAUACAUCCCAGAGGAGGAUUUAUUCCAUUUGGUGUGAAAGCUGAGUGAACUAGGGGCUAACGUUCUCCUGUCCUGACAGCACUGUGGGAGUUGUCUGUCACCGUAUACAUAUUUAAUGUAAAUGUCUUGUAUAUAGGCCAUUUAGAUCUGUUCAUUAUUUUGAUUUUUGAUAAGAUCUUAAAAAGCAAAAGUAAAAUGAAUGUAUGUGCUGCAAAAACAAAGGCACACAGUCUUUUCAAACUUUAGAGGCUAAAAUAAAAAAAAAAAAAAGUCUCAUUUUAGACUUUUCCACAUCUGUGCA
Molecule: messenger RNA, 1787 nt
Organism: Toxotes jaculatrix (banded archerfish)
Lineage: Eukaryota; Metazoa; Chordata; Actinopteri; Toxotidae
Gene: pawr
Product: PRKC, apoptosis, WT1, regulator
Exons: 7
Coding region: 236-1282 (348 amino acids)
Biological process (GO): apoptotic process; positive regulation of apoptotic process
Cellular component (GO): cytoplasm
Source: RefSeq, a predicted model, not a curated record